Messenger RNA from Mangifera indica (mango), 1618 nucleotides. RefSeq names its product tRNA (guanine-N(7)-)-methyltransferase non-catalytic subunit wdr4. NCBI's taxonomy places the organism in Eukaryota, Viridiplantae, Streptophyta, Magnoliopsida, Sapindales, Anacardiaceae. Gene Ontology annotation, molecular function: tRNA (guanine(46)-N7)-methyltransferase activity; protein binding. The coding region runs from base 147 to 1445 and encodes 432 amino acids. Gene Ontology annotation, cellular component: nucleus; cytosol; tRNA methyltransferase complex. Gene Ontology annotation, biological process: RNA (guanine-N7)-methylation. The record is from RefSeq and is a predicted model, not a curated record. The transcript has 10 exons.
GGUGGCUGGGCUUAUUUAACUCCAGAGGCCCAUUGAGCAUAACAUAGAGUUUCUCUUUGAAGAACAAGGGCCUAAUGUGACGGAGCUAUUAAACCACCAAAACCCUAAAAUCGAGUCCGUUGGCUUCGCCUGGGACGAAGAAGAAAAUGGAGGAAACUCAAACGGAAGAGGCAACAAACAGCAACGACGUUGAGGUAGCUCCCGCCCUCAUUUCUGUUCACCCCAAUCAGAAUUCUAUUGCCGUUGCUGUCGGGUCGGACCUACGCGUCUACAAUCUCCUUGGGGAUUGUGCAGUUUCUUUGCUGGAUGAUUCUAGUGGACCUUCUCAUAAGGAAUCUAUCAGAGCUAUUCGAUAUGGAGCUGAUGGGAAGCUCUUUGUGUCUGCCGGUGAUGACAAAAUUGUCAAGAUAUGGUCGGCUGAGUCUUGGAAAUGUAUUAGUUCUGUGUGCUCUGAGAAGAGAGUGACUGCAGUUGCCGUUAGCAAAGAUGGUCAGUAUGUUUGUUUUGCUGACAAAUUUGGAGUGGUUUGGGUUGUGGAUCUGCAUGGGCAUGAUGACAUUCAAGCAUUAGUCAAUAAGAAGGCAACGCCAUUGCUUGCUCACUAUUGUAGUAUAAUUACUAGUCUGGAAUUUUCUCCAGAUGGACGGUUUGUUGUUAGUGCUGAUAGAGAUUUCAAGAUUCGUGUUACUUUGUUCCCCAAAAAGCCUUUAGAUGGAGCCCAUGACAUACAGAGCUUUUGCCUUGGCCAUACAGAGUUUGUGUCAUGUCUUGCCUUUAUUUGCACUGUGGACUACCCACAAUGGUUUCUUGUUUCUGGAAGUGGUGAUUCAACUGUUCGUUUGUGGGAUAUUACAUCAGGAUCUCUCCUUGAUACUUGUGAAGUUGGAAUUAAGGCAGGACAUUUAGAGUCUGAUGGAAAUGAUGAGGGUCGUUCUACUGUAACUGGUCUAUGCACAAUCCAGGAUAGUCUGCUUGUUGCUGUGGCUAUUCAGAGCUUGCCAGGAAUAAUGUUAUUGAGCUGCAACGUUUCUGCUCGAACACUUUCUAUUGCCAAGAUAGUUUCCAUCAAGGGAGAGAACGUCAUUCCUACAAGCUUGGGGAGUAGUUCAUCUGCAGGAUUAUUGUGGAUGGUGACUGGCGUCUCAAACUUACCUGGUUUUGAUUGUUCUUCUCUGUCCCGAGUGAAGGUCAUUGCAGGUUUGAACAAGAAAUCUCCUGAUUCUGUUGAGGAUGAGCCUACUGUUUUAGAAGAUAAUGACAUACCUGGAGGAAUGGAACUGCUGAAGAAGUUACAAGGAAGUGUUUCUGUGGAAGAGAAGGUCUUUCUGGCAGCUGCUGAAGCUUUAAAAACAGCAAUGUGUAAUUUGUUGAUCAAAAAGCAGUAUUCUUCAGAGAAACGCGAAUUCAGAAAGAGAACACGAAAUGAUAGAAAAAUCAAACAAUAAUUUUGUAGGGAUCCGAUAUCUGAAGCUCAAGCUAUUGCUCGGAUAAAGUUUUGUAAUGUUAGUUGUGGCCUUUAGUAAGAAAAUGAGUAUUGUGACAUCUUAUAAUACUGGCGGCAAGGUUUGACGCUUGGUAUUUGAUGAAUCAGAAUCACCACAACCAUUUCAGAUUUUUA